Messenger RNA from Lasiosphaeria miniovina, 938 nucleotides. RefSeq lists its product as uncharacterized. The record is from RefSeq and is a predicted model, not a curated record. The coding region runs from base 134 to 628 and encodes 164 amino acids. The transcript has a single exon. NCBI's taxonomy places the organism in Eukaryota, Fungi, Ascomycota, Sordariomycetes, Sordariales, Lasiosphaeriaceae.
GCAAAGAUUGCUGGGGACAGAUGUUCAAGGGACUCGAACGUUUCGAGAGAUCCGAGGGACCAGCUGGCAGCGAACCCAUGGUCGUCCGUUUGGGUGAUCGAUGGAGCUGGCUGUCUGACUGGCCCGAGGAUGCAUGUUGGUGCUGGUCGAGAGAGUGAUUGACGUUGGAUGUUGGGGAACGAUGCGGCUCCCUGCUACCCUGCGGCUCGUCUUGCCGCGGUGGUCCGAGUCCCUUGGAUCAAAUAAAUUCCUGGGACGAAAUCAUGCCGGCCUUAGCAGCGUCAGAUCCUUGAUGGUCAAUGCAGCAGGGGCGGAACGCUUGGAUCGCCCUUUUCGCCCUCCUGAAACACGAUGCUCGGCACUCGGCCCUCCUCCGCCCACCCCUACCCCUACCCCAGGAUCUUCUCUGUUCCAACUCACCCAAUCUUUGCCCGCCCGCACGUCUUUGCUCGCGCCAACUGCCGCCAAACGGGAAAUCCGCCGUGAGAAGUUCGGACGAACGAGGCCCAGUCCUCGACAACCCCACAAGCAACUACAGCCGGACCCGGAGCCCAAUUUUGCCAGAAAAGAGACGACUGGGAGUCAUGCGCGAUCUCCCUGCCUAUACCUUCCUUGCCUACCGGUGUAGGUGCGCAUUGACGGCCAUGAGGCUCUUUGGCUGAGAACCUGAUCGCCGUCAACCUUUUCUCUCUUUCAUGAAGAAGCCUCUACCUCAUUAUUUUCAGCCAGCGAGCGAUAUUCUUUCUCCUUCAUUUUUAAUCCGGUGUUGCAUGGAGGCCCUUGUUACAUAUGUCUCUUCAUACAGCAUCUCUUGCUCAUUCGCCAAUAACCAUGGUUUACAGCCACUUCCUUUCAUGUACAUAAGCAUUCAAAGCCUAUCUUGGCUGAGACGAGUUUGUGGGAGUCGGCGGUUGGUUUUACCUUUCACCCUUUCAUCU